Messenger RNA from Odocoileus virginianus texanus, 3820 nucleotides. It is a transcript of the gene MTPN, whose product is annotated as myotrophin. The record is from RefSeq and is a predicted model, not a curated record. Gene Ontology annotation, molecular function: ubiquitin-protein transferase activity; protein binding. Gene Ontology annotation, biological process: protein K6-linked ubiquitination. Gene Ontology annotation, cellular component: BRCA1-BARD1 complex; BRCA1-A complex. NCBI's taxonomy places the organism in Eukaryota, Metazoa, Chordata, Mammalia, Artiodactyla, Cervidae.
GGAAGAGGAAGAGGAAGUUGGGGGACGGUCCUAGCCGGGAGUGAACCGGAAGUGCAAGCGCUCCUGCUUCUCCGCGGCCAGGCGGAACCUGCUCUGCUGGGCCCGGUGGCCGCAAAAAAAAAAAAAAACUUUUCUUUCUCCCGCCCUAACGGUCGCCGCGGCCAACUGCCUCGCCCGCCUGGCCGCCUACCCUGCCUUUUCUUCUGUGCGGCUACCGCGCGGCCCUGUGUCCUUCUCGCCCGGCGGUAUCCGCUUGCCGCUGCCACCGCCUCCUCGUCUUGCUGUCCGGCCAGCCGGCCCGCUCCGCUGCAGUGAUGUGCGACAAGGAGUUCAUGUGGGCCCUGAAAAACGGAGACCUGGAUGAGGUGAAAGACUAUGUAGCCAAGGGAGAAGAUGUCAACCGGACACUAGAAGGUGGAAGAAAGCCUCUUCAUUAUGCAGCAGAUUGUGGACAGCUUGAAAUCCUGGAAUUUCUGCUGCUGAAAGGAGCAGAUAUUAAUGCCCCAGAUAAACAUCAUAUCACACCUCUUCUGUCUGCUGUCUAUGAAGGUCAUGUUUCCUGCGUGAAAUUGCUUCUGUCAAAGGGUGCCGAUAAGACUGUGAAAGGUCCCGAUGGACUGACUGCCUUUGAAGCCACUGACAACCAGGCAAUCAAAGCCCUUCUUCAGUGAUGGACGGAUGGGCUAACAGCUCUGGAAGAAUGACUCUCCUGUGGCCUCACACUGCUGCCUGUCUGUCUGUCACUCUCUAUCUGCCAGCUUCUUCAGCUAAAAUACUUUUAGAGGGGUGAGGGGAGAGAGAAAUUCAUAACAAAUCAGACUACCAGGAAAAAACAAAAAAAAAAAACAAUGUUUGGGAGGAGAGGAAAAAACAAGAUCAGGCUUUUACUAGGAUUCCUGAUCAGGUCAGCCUCUUUUCCAUUUCCAGUUAAAAAAAACAACUGAUACCCCAUGGGAGAGCAAAGAGAAAACAUACCGUUAACAUUUGACCUUUUCAGCUCCCUAGCUAAUUUAUUAAUUAGAUUGUGUUGAGGGUCUGACUAUACCAAGGCCAACUAUACAUUUGGUAGCCCUAUCUGUGUGAGCAAUAGUGGCUGCUGUGACGAAACUUAGGGUGCUGAGACAAGCAAUUAGCUCUAGCCUUCUGCCUUAAGAUGCACUCUCGUGGGGAUCUCCCGGCGUCGUUAAGGGCGCUGCCUGUGGUUGGUGACCAAAUCUCCCCUGGUGACUUCCAGCUUUACAUGAGAGCUCGGUUAAGGCGAGGGGGCGCACACUCCUCCGCUGCUGGACGGCUGGACUUUGGGUUUCCUCUCCCCCUUCACAUGGAUUUCAUGUAUCUUUAGGUAAAACUGACUAGUUUUAUUUAUAAAAUCUCAAAUUUUGGAAGUCUAAAGGAGAAAUCAUUCCAGUCUGCAUUUUUCUUUUUUUCCUCCUCUAGAUUCAGACAUAUAACAUUGAAACACUUUCCAACUCCUGCUGGUAGUAAAAGGGGAUUUAAAAAUAGAAUCAUAGCCAUAAGCCUGUUAGAUAAAGAGAGAACAGUUGUCUUAGUACCUAUGGAUUUUCUUCAUUUGCUGUUUGAAUAGAUUGGCCUCAGUUCUGUUUGGAGAAUCAAGGAACAUUCUUUUGGAAUGCCUCUCUCAGACCCACCUUGGAUGCUGAUUACUUACUGCGCACCAAAGCUUUCACUGGGGUGAGAUUUACUGUUUGGACCAGUUUAACCCCAUCUCUUAAAAAUACGCAUGUCACCAGGUUUCCCAGAGUUGUUGAUAGGCUUCUGCUGAAUGUAUGCCAGCCCACCUGCCUAAUAUAUUUUUGUUUCUUUUCUCUUUCAUGCAUUGCAUAAAGUGGGACACCUUCAAAUUAUAUUCUGUAUUUUUAAAAAUACAGCGCCCUAAAAUGGUGUUCUGACCUGCAGAAAAUAGUUAGACACAUUUUCCAAUGUUUAUUUCUUGAGCAGUACAGCUGAUUAAAACAUAUACCCUUAAAUUUGCUGUCCUGCCUAUAAAACAAGAUUCAUUCGACUUGCCAUCCAUAUAUGCUUGCUAAAAAUACUAGCGUUUUUCCUUAGCCAUGUCAUGCAAUAAUUGAAUGUACCUCAAAUUUUUAAAAGUGGGGGGAGGGUGGGUUAGGGACUUGUAUUCAGAUUGUGGUUAAUAAAGAAUUAAUGACAAUUUUUUAAGGCCAUGUAGCAUCCUACAGCAGGGUUAAACUAGUACCAAGAACAGUCAGCCUGGCCAAUAACAAAUUUUACUGACCAGUUGCUGAUUGGUUGGUUGAUGUGUGGGUUUGUUUGUGUGUAUUUUUCCCCAGUGAACCCUUUUUUUAUCCUGUGGCUUUUUCACUUAAAACUAGCUUAACCCUGGAAUUUUCCUGUGUCAAAGUAAACAAUCACAGAAUACUAGUUUAAAUACUUUGAUACCUGUGGCUAAUUCUGCUGUCUUGAUGCAGGCUAUUAGAGUUGGAUUAGAAGUCAGUAAUUAGUGCUUUAUGACAUCACUGCACUGAAACACAGUGAUCCUCGCUGAAGAUGGAGGGCACUCUAUCAGUGUGUACGGUCAGCGUACAAGGUGUUCUGGUAUCUUUGUUUUCGCUUCUUGGCAUACUGCUGUUUAAAAGACUCGACUUUUACUCUCUACACAGUUUUCACCUUUAUUUUCCAAGUGUUUUCUGUAGUGGGCUACUGUAGAGAGUGUGCUGUUCUAUCAUUCCUAAACCUGGUCUGCUUCCUCCAGUCACCUGGUCCAGAGACCACGUGAUUCUUUGUACAGUUUAUCCUGGUGUUCCUUGUAAUGCAGUAGAGGCUACUUUGCCUUCCCUCUUCUUUCUCAGCCAUUUUGUAAACCCCGUAAUUAUGAAGCGGUUGCUUGAGAAAAUAACAGAUAAACAUAGAAUAGACUGACCAAGAUGGUUUAGAGUUUUGUUUUGUUUUUUUUUAACUAGGUUAUUUAUAAUGUAUUUCUGAACCACUUGGCAGAGAAAUUUACAACACUUAAUGUUUGUAUUUUGAGUAAAGAAAGCUAAAACCUUGUCUGCUUUUUUGGUACUACAUGCAUUAGUAAAAGGUUAAGUAAGUUUUGUUCGCCACUGCAGUAAUAUUUAACAUCUCAGAAAAAAAUUUUGCAUGUUCUGUAGUUUUGUAUUAAGUCAUUCUUUUCAUAUGCACUAUUUCAAGUGAAAACAGGUGGUUUACCUGUCUACAUUAGUAUCCUAACAGAUUCCCCCUUGCAGCUUCCGACUGGUGUCUUGAGACUUACAGUUCAGCUCCGGCACCGGAAUCGACCCAGUAGUUCUCUGCACAACUCACCUUCUAAACCCAGUGGGGCAUGAAGGAGAAGUAGGUGGAUGCCAUGGAUGGAAGCUGUCAGCAAGCAGGCCCUUCAUUCAUUGAUUUCCUUCCCCCAAAUAAUGGAUUUCAAAUCUAUAUGUACUUAUUUGAUUUUUUUCCCCUAAAACUUCAACUAAGCUGCUGUUUUCUUCCAUGCAAUAUUGUGUACUCGAUUGUGUAUAGAAGAAGCUGGUGAGAGUGCCCUCCUACAUAAGCAAUUGCAGUGUUUGCAUGCAAAAUUUUAAAAAAUUUAAAUUGUCCUGAUUCUAUUUUGUAAAUGGAGAAACAAUCAUAUCUUUCUAAGCAGUAAUGGAGGAAGACUAGUGCUUUGUGCAUUUUGAUAUAUUUGAGUUCAUUUUUUCCACAAUGUAAUACAUUUGACACAGUUGGGUUUCUCAUAUUAUCCUAGUUCAUGUACAUCAGAAUGCUAAAUAAUACUGUGUUUAAGUUUUGUGUUGCAAGAACAAAUGGAAUAAACUUGAAUUGUGCUACA